AGCACACCUAUAUAUAUAUAUAUAUGUAUCAUCCAAAUCCAAUGUUCACAAUUCACAUAUUCAUUAAUAAUCUUGUUCAUGAGAGCUAUAAGACUCCACCUUUCACUGCUCAAUUGGAGACCAUCUCUUUUUUCUCUAACAAAUUCUUAUAACACCAUGUCUCAAUCAGCUUUCAACACACCCAGAUUGAUCCUCAAGAAGGUUUUGGCCAAAUCUCAACAUGAAGGGGAUGGAGCUGUUGUUAGAAGAGGCAUUGGAAGAAGCGACUUGAAGAACCUGGAUCCCUUCUUAAUGUUGGAUCACUUCUCAGUAUCUCCCCCUGGAGGAUUCCCUGAUCAUCCACACAGAGGUUUUGAGACAGUCACAUACAUGCUAGAGGGAGGCAUAACUCACCAAGACUUUGCUGGCCAUAAGGGUACAAUAAGAACUGGUGAUGUUCAGUGGAUGACUGCAGGCAGGGGAAUAAUUCAUUCUGAAAUGCCCGCAGAAGCAAACAACAAGGGCUUGCAGCUGUGGAUCAAUUUAUCAGCCAAGGACAAAAUGAUCGAGCCUAGAUACCAAGAGCUUCCAAGUGAGAACAUACCAAAAGCAGAAAAAGAUGGCGUUGAAGUGAGAGUUGUAGCAGGAGAAGCAAUGGGAGUGCAUUCUCCUGUGUACACACGAACUCCAACCAUGUUCCUUGUUUUCUCCAUGAUGCCAGGAACUGAGUGGCAUCAGAUCAUUCCAGAGUCAUGGAAUUCCUUUGUUUACAUAAUUGAAGGAGAAGGUGUAUUCGGGUGUCCAAAUUCACCUCCAACUGUGGCACACCAUGUCCUUGUUUUGAGCCUAGGAGAUGGCCUUAGCGUGUGGAACAACUCCUCAAAGCCUUUGAGGUUUGUUCUGAUAGGAGGAGAACCAAUCAACGAGCCAGUGGCUCAGUAUGGUCCUUUUGUGAUGAACACACAGUCUGAGAUUGAGAAAACAAUUGAAGACUAUCAGUAUGGCAGGAAUGGUUUUGAGAUGAGGAAGUAUUGGAGAUCUCAAUAGUAUUAUUGAUAGUGAAAUCAAAGUAUGAAAGUUAUGUGUAUGAGAUAAAAUAAGAAGCCUGUUUUCCCUAUCCCUUUCAGUGUCACAGGUGUAGCUAUCAAAGUAGUAGGAGCUGAAAAGAAAUAUUGCUUAUUCUAUCUUUUUCAUUUCAAUGUAUCAAAAGUUUCUAGAAGAUUAAAAUUGCUGCCGGGACAACUAUUGCUUGUGUUGUGGCUGAAGUCAUCAUGGGUCAGCUUAUCUUCAUUUUCACUAGAUUUCUUUCUUUCUUUCUUUCUUCAUAUCUAUCCAUGUUUGGGGUGGUUGAAAAUUGAGAUUAUAAAGAGUGUAUAAAUAAAACUUUCAGAUUAUAAUAUCAUAGUUUUUAGGUUCAUCUCCAAUAUAAAAAAAUAAAAAAGGAUUGUUGA
Cajanus cajan (pigeon pea) is the source of this 1430-nucleotide messenger RNA. RefSeq names its product RmlC-like cupins superfamily protein. The record is from RefSeq and is a predicted model, not a curated record. NCBI's taxonomy places the organism in Eukaryota, Viridiplantae, Streptophyta, Magnoliopsida, Fabales, Fabaceae.